This is a messenger RNA of Cordyceps militaris CM01, 1902 nucleotides long. RefSeq names its product RNA recognition, RNP-1. The record is from RefSeq and is a predicted model, not a curated record. Gene Ontology annotation, molecular function: RNA binding. The coding region runs from base 1 to 1902 and encodes 633 amino acids. The transcript is spliced from 6 exons. Lineage: Eukaryota; Fungi; Ascomycota; Sordariomycetes; Hypocreales; Cordycipitaceae.
AUGGCCUCUACAAGCCACUCGCUCUUGAAGCUUUUCACAACCGGCUCUGAUAUCUCGCAGAGGACCUUUGACCCUUCGCUCCCCUCGCCUCCCGACUCUCACCUUGCCUGCUCGUCCCACAGCCACUCUGCCUCUUCCAGCAGCAUGAUGCAAAGCAGGCUCAAUCCGGAAUCCGCAAGCGUCCAGACGACCGAGCCUCUUCAGAAUGCUAACCUGUCAAAGGGCACCACCACGACCGCUCCAACAGACUCUGACCUGUCGGCCAGCUUCACCUCGAGCAACGAUCUUGCACAUGAGCUUCUAUCUCAGGCCAUCGCCCAAGGCUCCGUCUCCUCGAAUGGCACUCCGGCCAAGGGUUACGGCGAUGAGCCGCGCAGUGGGGACCAGAAAUUCUCUGGACACACAUUCAUGGCAUCGCCUGAACCAGUAUACCCCCGCCACUACCACAUCCGUGGUAUAAGCAGCGUCUCUGGCUCCAUGCCGACUUCGGGUCGCAUGACGGAGCCAAGAAACUAUGCGCCACGCACGUCCGGCCGGCCCAUGUCCAGCGAGCCACCCCCAAAGUUCAACUUGGAGCUGCCCACGCUGACCCAAAAUGACCCCGAGGUGCUGCCAACCUCCGAGACUUCCGAUUACCAACUCGGCGCUCUGGUGCAGCAGACUCUCCCUACCCAGCAGAGCCUCACUGUGUACCAGCCACCGGCAGCGGCCUUCGAUGGCCGCUCAGAGAAGCUCAAGGCGCUGACGAACCCGGCCUGGGGCAACGCCAAGCUCGCUGCCGUCCUCGACCCGAGCAACAUGCCGUUCGUCGAGGGGGCCAAGCAGGCCACGGCCAAGAACAACGGUGUGGUCCGCCUUGGUAACAUUCCUUUUUCGACCAAGCGCUCCGAGGUGAUUGCGUUUCUCGGCCGCAACUCCAAGAUCCUCAAUGACGCUGAGGAGCCCGUCCACAUCAUCAUGGACAAGGUCACCAGCAAGACCAUGGACGCCUACGUCGAGUUCAUGACGCUCGAGGAUGCCAUGCGUGCCGUGGAGAAACACUCACAGAACCAGCUCUCCGGCCGGCCCACGCGUCUAGGAGACCGCCCCGUAGACGUGCAGCUCUCCAGCCAGGCGAGCCUCAUGAAGGAUUUAUUUCCCAUCGCGGCCGGUAUCGUCUGGAAGGGCGUGACGCCAGAGAUCCAGCCGUUCAGACCCAAUGAGCCGUGGUCGAAUUUUAAAGGGUUUAUCUCCGCCGAGGAGAUGAUCAUGCUCGUCAAGCAUGUCGAGGUUCCCCACCGAUCUCCUUUUUCCAAGGAGUGCCCGCAGCGCCCUUACGAGUGCCUCAUCAGCACGCUGCGCAAGUUUCCUUGGUACAUGACGGACUGCAUCACGGUGAGCCAGCGCGGCGCCAUGUUCCAGGCCACGCGGGACCUGCUGCAGCUGCUCCUCAAGAGCCUGGACAAGGGCAGCGACCCCGUCAACCUUAACAAGCAGCUUCUACGCCGCGUGACCAGGGCGGCCAUGGAGUGCCCCGGCUUCACCACGCUCAUGAAGGAUGACGUGGCCUGGAUCGCCGGCAUGUCGGACGCUGAGCAGCGCAGCUACGGCCAGCCUCGGUUCGCGAGCAGCUGGCGCCACCAGUACGCGCUGGUCCCCAAGCCCGGUAUGCCGCUGGACGUGGUCGAGUGGUACAUUGAGGCAAUUCGGAACCAAACGAUGCGUGACGUGUUUGCGCGUACCGCCCCUGGGGAGCGCCGCGCCAUCCAGGAUAAGGCACAAGCCACCGACGGUUACUGGGGUUACUUUUGGGCUGAGCUCAACUACCCGACCGGUGCCGAAUUUGACGCCAUGACGCUGUCGUACGCUGCGCAGCUUGAAUUUGCGGUCAUGGAGGCUAUUCUUGCUCGCUCCUUUGGUUGA